AUGUGGAUGGCGUUUGUUCCCAAAGUUAGCGAAGGAAUUAAAUUAGUAACGGGGUGUAUUGGUGCAGCAACGGUAGCACAAUGUGGUAGGAAUUUACGAUACCAACUUAGUGCUUCGAUGAAUUUAUUUGAUUGUACUAAUGUGCGUGGCUCUUUGAUUUCAAGAAUUGUUUUGAUUCUAUCGUUAGUACAAGCAAAUAAAUUCAGGCAUCCAAGAGAACAGGAUGACGAAUUAUAUGAUAUUGAUUAUGGCAUUCCUAGUAAAGAGAAUUUCUUGCAGCCAGAAUUUCCGGCUGAAGGAGCAUAA
Messenger RNA from Didymodactylos carnosus, 306 nucleotides. Lineage: Eukaryota; Metazoa; Rotifera; Eurotatoria; Philodinida; Philodinidae. The record is from the annotation of a GenBank genome assembly.